UGAAAAAAAGCCGUCUCAGAGUGCAGUGAUGCACUGAAUCAAGCCCACAGUGACACUCAAACAAACCAUUAAUCACGGCAGGAACAGUCAGAAGAACAAAAAAUUUCAAACAUUUCUUUCAGUUCUAGUAGCGCUCUAUUUUGUUAUUAUAUAUGGUGGUAAUUUUGCGUGCUAGAUUUCUAUCACAGGAUGAGAGUAAACAAUAGGAUCAUUCAAGUAAGAAUUUUUGUAGACGCGUAUCUUAUGACGAAUUGCAUUAAAAUAUUCGCGGACAAUCAAUUGCAAUUUCCAUCUUAUUAAAACUUCAAGUUGGCUAACUGCACUCAGAAACGGUGAAAUAACCGGGUGUUGUUUAACGGUAUAAAUAACUGGUCUAUUUAUAAAAAUCUAAUAAUUUACGUAUAUUAAAUAGAAACUAGUUAAUACCACGUUGUUUCCAAAACAGAUGACCACACUGUGAGACUGUUUGCUCCCUACACUGUGUUUAAAUUUAAAAAAUAUAUAGUGUUCUUCAUCAGUGAGCUAUGUCUAAUUUAUUCAACCUGCUUGGUUGCAAAUUACGCCCUUUGUCAUACCGCUUGCACAAGUUAGUGCAACUAACAUCGCACUGGUGGCACACUUUCUUUAUUUUCAUUCCUGUUUCUGGUGUCCGGCUAAAAAGUAACAAAUGUUACAAAUUGCAUUCGUUAUUGCUUGAGUGUCCUUGUCUUCUCGUUGGUGCUAAAGAUAAUAGAUUGAUCAGUGAAAAACAGCUCCAUAAUAUUUUACAUCAUUCAACAUUUGUCUAAAUCAGGGACUUGAGUUUGAAAAAUGGCUGAACGGCAAAAUAUUUUAGGUGACUUCAAAGCCAAAGGGGUCACAAUGACAGAAAAAGUCGGCGUCUCGGAGAAUAAUGAAAUUAAAGGACGAGAAAGAUGGAGCCGAAAGAUUGAGUUUCUUCUCGCUUGUAUCGGUUUUGCAGUUGGCUAUGGAAAUUUUUGGCGAUUUCCUUAUAUGUGCUUUAAAAAUGGCGGAGGAGCUUUUCUAAUUCCAUAUCUAUUGUGUUUGGUAUUUGCCGGAAUACCCACGUUUCUAAUGGAGAUGAGCAUUGGCCAAAUGAUGCAGACGAAUGCCGUGAAAGCUUGGAAACGAAUAUGUCCUCUUUUUGGAGGAAUUGGCUACGCCAACAUGUUCAUAGCGUUCAUGGUAUCAAUCUAUUACAACGUGAUUCUUGCCUGGUCUUGCUAUUAUUUCUUCCAUUCCUUCAAAAGUAAUCUUCCCUGGGUUGGAUGUGAUCACGACUGGAAUAAAGAUUGUUUUAUUUAUAACAAGUCUAACCCAAAUGCCACUGGCGUCUCGUCGAGUAAAGAGUUUUAUGUUCACAAUGUACUGGAACUUACAGACAGUGUUGACAAUCCAGGAAAUGUGAACUGGGAAAUGUUCGGAUGUCUUUUACUUGCUUGGGUCCUCGUUUAUUUUUGUAUAUGGAAAGGAAUUAGGACAACAGGAAAGGUUGUCUACUUUACGGCUACAGCGCCGUAUAUAAUAUUAAUAAUAUUAUUCUUCCGUGGCGUGACGUUGGACGGGGCCAAAGAUGGAAUUUUGUACUUUGUCAAACCACAAUUUCACCGUCUUGGUGAUUUUAACGUAUGGGUGGACGCGGCAUCACAAAUUAUGUAUUCUCUAGCGAUUGGCCUCGGUGUGCUGCUAGGUUUUUCCAGUUAUAACGACAGAAAAAACCCCACAUUGUACAGGGAUGCGAUUCUAAUAUCAGUUAUCAAUUGUUCGACGAGUAUUUUUGCUGGUUUUGUUAUUUUUUCUGUUGUUGGUAACAUGGCAGCAUCUCAAGGGAAAUCAAUUGCUGAUGUCGCGUCACAAGGUCCCGGACUGGUUUUUAUUGUCUACCCAGAAGCCCUUUCGAAGUUACCGAUUCCACAAUUCUGGUCUGUUAUAUUUUUUUUGAUGUUGAUAACACUCGGCCUGGACAGUCAGUUUGGACAAGUUGAAGUACUAUGUGGAGUUAUAAUCGAAAAAUACCCAAAGAAACUUCGUCCUUAUAAAGAAUUAGUUGUUCUGGCAGUUUGUUUGAUCCUAUUUUUACUUGGAAUAUCCUGUGUUACCCAGGGCGGUGUCUACGUUUUUAAUCUCUUAGAUUCCUUUGCGGCUGGCGUAUGUCUUCUUUUUGUUGUUAUAUUUGAAUUAUCUGUCAUUGGAUGGGUUUUUGGUGGUAAAAAAUGGGUGGAAGAAAUCCGCAGUUUGACUGGAACAAAAAUCCAUUCUUGGUGGAUAAUAUGUUGGAAAUAUAUUUCUGUAGCGUUAGUCUUUGUGGUAUUCAUGUUCAGUCUGAUCAAAUACCCUGAAAAAGGUAUUACAUACGAGAAGAAAAGAUAUCCGGUAUGGGCUGAGGUUUUAGGUUGGUUUAUUGCCGGCGUACCAAUGUUCCUCAUUCCUGUCUACGCCAUAUGCAAGAUCAUUCGCACGGAUGGAACUUUAAAAGAGCGAAUCAACAUUUUGCUCCAGCCGGAAUUUGAUCUAGCAACCGUAUGCGACAGUAAUGAUAUCCAUUUAACUGGUUUUGUCAAGAAAAGCACGGUGUGAGAAAUGAUACAUUUCUCAAGUAAUUCAAGAUUAGAAUAUGAUUAGAAUGUCAUUAGAAUAUGUUUAGAAUGUGAUUAGAAUGUGAUUAGAACAAUUAGAAGUUUAGAACAGAAGCACCGUAGUUUUGUAGUUUCAUCGACAAUUGUACUAGUCAGAAUCAGAGUGAUACUGAUUUAAAAAGAAAGAAAUUAUUCAGUACAUCCUACAUUUCUACUUCAGUUGUGUUAUUUCUGGAUUUUGUCUGGCCAACUAACAGAAGGAUAUAUCUGGGGUGAAUGACUAAAAACUGACCCUAGCGAGUUAAAAAAACUUCUUAGGUUAAGCGAAAAAGUGGCAACCAGUGAACAACCAGCGAGUGAAGAAUGAUAUCUGAGUUUUUUACAAUGCAAUCCACAACCAGUGUUUCCAGUUAGUGUAUUUAUUCAAUGCAUCCAAAAAAAGUCUAUCAUUGUAUCAUUUGGGAUAAACUUCUCUGCAAUGAUUCUAUAUUUACAUUACCUGGUAACUAUCGACUAACGUUUCAUGCCGGAGUUGCCCUCAACUUUAGUUUAGACUAAUGAUAGUUAAGGUUUUUGGUAAAUUAAUCAAUCGUUACCAUUCACGUCUAUAACACUAACUUUGAUUUCGUUUGGAUUGAUUGUAUUCAACUUGAUGUUUUCUGUAAAUCGCAAAUUCGUGUUUUCGUCGUUAGCAUCUUUCAACGAGCUUCGCAUAGUUUGAUUGUGUCCACCGCACAAGGUCUGUGAAAAAGAGUUUUCAUCACAAGUGUGACGUCGUAUACCAAAUCUUGUUGGUCUCUUUAACUGUCUGUUGACCUGAAUCAAUAAUCAAUAAUGAAGAUUUCCACUCAUGUUCUGUCACAAUCUAUCAACCUAACUUUAUCCAACAUCAUACAGAUAAAUUUUGUUAUUCAUGAUUGCUUCGACAUUGUAAAGUACAAAAACACCAUACUCACCUCUUCAAACCUCUUGCACUUGAUGCAAGCUUGGAAUAUCAUCUUAAAAGAAUAGUUGAAUUCUCUGUUUCGGAACGAGUAAACAAACGGAUUGAGACAACUGUUGCUGUAAUGCAUCCAUUUUACAAACCGCCAAAGAUGGAUCCGUCCUUCAAUAGUUUUAGGCAGUGCUUGUGGAAGAUAACGAGCCAGAGCAAGAUAAACGAAGAAUGGAGACUAAGCUAUCACAAACAACCCUGUUACUAUUAACAAGGUUAUGAUGCUUUUACGUUGAUAACAGAUUCAAGUUACUGACGCAGAUCUCAGACACUGAAGAGUAUAUUGUGCCGGCUGCAAAGUAUCUCUCAUUGCCUUGUGGUUUAAUUCGUGGUGCUUUGGCUAACCUGGGAAUUCCAUCAAUUGUUGGUGCUGAGAUUACAACAAUGCCAAUAUGCAAAUUUACAAUCAAUAUCCAAAAACAUUAAAGUCUGG
Messenger RNA from Dendronephthya gigantea, 4003 nucleotides. RefSeq names its product sodium- and chloride-dependent GABA transporter 1-like. The transcript has 17 exons. Gene Ontology annotation, biological process: sodium ion transmembrane transport. Bases 811 to 2577 code for a protein of 588 amino acids. The record is from RefSeq and is a predicted model, not a curated record. Lineage: Eukaryota; Metazoa; Cnidaria; Anthozoa; Malacalcyonacea; Nephtheidae. Gene Ontology annotation, cellular component: membrane.